CUGGCACACGCACAUCCUGCACAUGGGAACGUCGCAUGCAGCCCAGCGGCUGUAGCAAUAAGAAUGUGCUGACGUCCGGCGUGGUGCAAUUCAGCCUUGCGCUUCUGCCAUCCCUCCUGCAACUGAGCUCCAGCUCGCUAUGCUUCUGUCCUCCCUCGCGCUCCUGGCGGCGGCUCGUGCCGUGCAAGGCCAGACCUACGGAACCGAGAUCAACAAUUAUGGCACCGUAGCUUUCAUCCGCACCGGCGAGCGGACGCCGUGGGUGCGUUCCGGGACCGAGACACUGUCCGCGCUGGGCGCGCAGCAGAUGCUCGAGCUGGGGAACAACUUCAGAGGCCGCUACAUCGACCGGAAUUCGGGCGCGACGCGUCUGGGAGUGCGCCCCAUCGAGGGCAUGGCGCCGCACCUCUUGAAUCCCGACCAGCUCUACAUCCAGACCCUCGAGAAGCCGUACCUGGUCGCCGCGGCACAGGCGUUCAUGCAGGGCCUCUACCCACAGUACAGCUUGAACGAGACGAAUAACGGGGUAAGCCCGGACGCGGUGUGGCUGCUGGCGAAUGGCUCGACUGUGGGUUACCCGCUGGACGGUUACCAGUACGCGAACAUCAUGACCAUGAGUGAAAAUGAUCCCGGAAGCAUCUAUCUUGAUGGACAUGAUCAGUGUCCGAGGGCCUGGUUAGAAAGCGCCAAUUAUGAAGGCACGGAGGAUUUUCUCAGCACGCAAGCGGCUGAGAGUGCGUUCUACCAGUCCUUGAGUUUAAGCUGGUUCAACGACGAUCUACCCGAGCCAAUGCUCGACUAUAGCAACGCGUAUGGCAUAUACGAUUCAUUGGCAUACCAUAAAACUCACGACAUCAACACCUCAAAAGAUCUCAACAAUCCUGACAACGCUGGCGUCUUCGACAAAGUCGAAGCUCUUGCCAACCAGGAUGCAUACUACCGCUACGGCAACGUCAGCUCAGACACCGACUCGACGAGCGCCACCCGCGCGAUAGCAGGCAGGACAGCCGCGGGUCUCAUCACCAAGCGCUUCGAGAAGAUAGUCGACAAUGAAGGCAACACCACAAACGGCAUGUCGCAGCCGCUGAACCUCCUCUUCGGCGAAUACGACGUCAUGCUGUCCCUCCUCUCUGUCCUGGACGCAGACUACUACCAGUCCGGCAGCAUCCGCCAGGAAAUACCAGAUUUCGCAUCCGCCCUUAUUUUCGAGCUCUUCACCACGGGCAACAACACCGCCGACAAUGCAGACAACCUCUGGGUCCGAUUCUCGUUUCACAACGGCACCGACGGCUACACGGACACCGCGCCCCAGGCGUACUCCAUCUUCCGCAACGGACCGUCUCACGAUGCAAUCACCUGGCGCGAAUUCUCGGAUAGCAUGGCGAGAGUUACCAUUCGCCAGAGCCGCGACUGGUGCGAGGCGUGUAGUAGCCAGAGCGUGUUCUGCCCGGUCGUCGAUACGACUGGCUCGCUCACCACGGCGGAGACUCCGCGCUCCAAGAUCUCCCCCGUGGUCGCCGGUGUUAUCGGCGCCGUCGUAACGCUCGCGGUGGCAGCUCUGCUCUUUGGUCUCGCCAUGCUGCUCGGGGGUCUCCGCAUGCACCGCGUCGAGCGCCGCCGACACUCGUCCUCCCUCGGCGGGUUCAAGGGGAGUGCGAAGUUAGCGUCUGAUCCCGACCUGGGGCUUGCAAACAAAGGCGUUGUGCCCGCGAGCAACGAUCCCUUUGCUGAUCCUGCCCCUAGUGCUGGCGUUGGUGCAAAUAAGAGAGUCAUGCACGAGCGCGUGGGCAGCUGGGAGUUGCGCGCGAAAGAAGGCCCGAGCCAGGGUGAGAGUCCGCGUGGCAGCUUUGAGGCUAUUGAGGCGGCGAUGGGGAGGCCUGUUCAGGCGGUGCAGCCGCUCGAGAGGAUUUGAAUAGGUAUUUGUGAGACAGAGGAUGGUAGGUGUGACGGUAGCCCGGUAGAGAUGGGUUGUUGAGCAGACAACGUGUCGCGAAGACAUACGCGUAGGUGCUAGAACGAUUGUUUGAUGUUCCUGCAUACAUGGGGGAAAGGCGAGGGGUUGUGGAGGUGAGGACAUUCGUUUCUUACGAUCUUGAUACCCCGGCUUUGCAUUGCAAGUGCCAUUUUUCAUUUUCCUUACAGGUACAUUCACGGAUGGGAUGGACACACUCUCUUGGGACGGACGUAUCGAGUGUGUGAGGAGAUGCGACAUUUGAAUUGCAGUUCAUGUAGUCGCAGAAGUAUUCAACACAUUACCACUGAAGAGUUGAUUA
Paraphaeosphaeria sporulosa is the source of this 2273-nucleotide messenger RNA. Its product is annotated as phosphoglycerate mutase-like protein. The record is from RefSeq and is a predicted model, not a curated record. Gene Ontology annotation, molecular function: phosphatase activity. Lineage: Eukaryota; Fungi; Ascomycota; Dothideomycetes; Pleosporales; Didymosphaeriaceae. Gene Ontology annotation, biological process: dephosphorylation. The transcript has 2 exons. The coding region runs from base 140 to 1912 and encodes 590 amino acids.